This is a messenger RNA of Cydia pomonella (codling moth), 1902 nucleotides long. RefSeq lists its product as uncharacterized. Bases 868 to 1902 code for a protein of 344 amino acids. The transcript has 3 exons. The record is from RefSeq and is a predicted model, not a curated record. NCBI's taxonomy places the organism in Eukaryota, Metazoa, Arthropoda, Insecta, Lepidoptera, Tortricidae.
UAGGGUUGCCACCCGUACUUUUAUAAAAAGUAUUGUACUCUAUUUUAGCUUUGUGUACUUUAUAUUUUACGAAGCACUAAAAGUACGCCAAAAUACUUUAUUUACGACCUUUAUUCAUUAAUUAUAUUUUUUUAAGCGAAACAUGCAAAUAUUGGAAAUUUCAUAUCUAUAUUCACCAGGAAAAUACAUUUGACAAUGUUCCUGAACGCAACCUUAAUCAUACGCUUCGAACUUGACAAGUCAACGGUUGACAUUGACAGCUGUCAAUAAAGUUUUCGUUGGCGGUUUAACUCGGCGGGUAAAUGCUAAGUAUAAAAGUUUUGCGUUGAAUUGUUAGUUUUCUUUGAAUCGUGUGAAGCAGUCGAAGUUUCUUUAAAUUAAAAUGGAAAGAGACUUGAGUGACGAAGAUUCGGUGGCAAGUCCUAGUGUGAACAGCUACAACUACAAUACGCCUAAAAAACGUAAAGUGCAAAAACGCAUACAGAAAUAUAAAACUACUUGGGAAGCUGAUUUUCCAUGGAUGAAAGGCGAUCCAAACAAUGAGUUCAAUGGAAAAUGCACCGUAUGUGGCGUUGUGUUCACAAUUGCAUCAGGUGGCUUAGGACGAAUUCCAGCACAGCAACCAGCAUUCGACUAGGCCGAACCAAAAUGGAGGCUUUAGUAACUGAGGUGUUGGGGCCAUAUUCUCUUCAGGGUGUUAUAGAUGAUUUAAAAAAUUAAGACCAAUACUUCAGCCUUCAAACAGAUGCAUCUAACAAAAAAAAUAUUAAGCUGUUUCCUCUUGUUGUGUAAUAUUUCUCUGCAAAAAAUGGUCUUCAAACAAAGUUGCUUGAUUUCUAUGAAAAUAGUAAUGAAAGUGCAGAUGGCAUGUUUAAUGCAGUAAAGGAGUCAUUGGAAAAUCUUAGUUUGACUUUUGAAAAUGUUUGUGGAUUUAGUGCUGAUAAUACAAAUGCAAACUUUGGUGCUCGACACUCUCUAUUUACAAAUAUUAGAGAUGAGGUCCCGGAUGUGUUAAAAGGCAACUGCCAUGCACAUAUUAUUCACAAUUGUGUGAAGCGUGCCAUGGACUUCCUUUCUUAUGAUGUUGAAAACGUGAUUUUAAAAAUUUACAGUCACUUUGCACAUUCAGCAGUAAGGAGAGAAGAAUUAAAAAAAAUUGUUGAAGCAGUUGAUGGUAAUUUUCAUGAAUUGAAACGACAUGUGGGAACACGCUGGCUUUCACUUUUACCUUGUGUGGACACAGUUUUGAUAAACUGGACAGCGAUAAGAAAUUAUUUUGUAAGUCUAGGUGAAGAUUGCCCAAUGAUAAUACAAAAUUUAUUAUUAUUGAAUAGUAGUGAAGAUUUAAUAGAAGUGUAUUUAAAUUUUUGCAGCCAUAUAUUAAAUGUAUUCAGUAAAACUAUUAAGAGCCUGGAGGGUGAUUCUAUUACAGUCUUAGAUGUUUUCAAUAUAAUGACAAAUAUAAAAAAAGAUUUACUGAAAAGAAAAGAGGAUAAAUUUUAUGGAUUUAUGACAAUGCAGAAAAUAGAAUCACUGGAACAAUCUUCACCUGGACAGAAAAAUAAAAUCUGUAAAAACUUUGAUUUAUUUAUAUACAAAGCUGUAAGUUAUCUAGAAACAUGGUUUAACUUUGAUAAUGACAACUGGUUAGCCAUCAUAAGUCACUUUGACUUAAAUUCGGCAUUAUCCUUUCAACAGAUUUUUAAAAUAGUUGAAAUGUUGAAUAUGCAAUCAAAAUUAGAUAUGGAUUGCCUUUAUACAGAAGUAAACCUUCUAAAUGAUGUGAGGGAAAAAAUUUACAACAGUAGUUUUAAGGAUUUUUGCACGGCCAAAAAAUGGGAAUCCAUCUUUUCUCAGGAAACAGUGUUUCCCAAUAUAUUUAAAGUGAGGGGAUUAUGGUAG